AUGAGAGAGAAGAAAGAAAGAUCUCGUGCCAUCUGCCUAGAGCUCCAGCGAACCCUCAGUGAUGUCCUCGUGGUGAAACCUGGUUUAGCUCCAGAGAUUGCUGCUCUAGCUGCUGAGAGUGCUGCUCUAGCUGCUGAGAAGGCCAUUGUAGCUCCUGACAAGGCUACUCUAGCUGCUGAGAACGCUACUCUAAGUCCUGAGAACACUGCUCUAACUUCUGAGAAUGCUGAGCUAGCUGCUAAGAAUGUUGCUCUAGCUGCUGAAAACACUGUUCUAACUGCUGAGAAAGCCGCUCUAGUUGCUGAGAUCGCUCAUCUAACUGCCUGUAACGUUGCUGUAGCUGCUAAGACUGCUGCUGGGGAUGCUGAGAAAAUUGCUCAAGAUGCCGAGAUAGCUGCUCUAGAUGCUGAGACCGCUGCUCUAGCUGCUGAGAUCGGCGCUCAAGCUCCCACCAUCACUUUUCUAGUUUCCGAGAUCGCUGCUCUAGCUGCUGAAAUCGCUGCUCUUACUGCUGAGAAGGCUGCACUAACUGAAUCAGUUGGACAUAUGCUGUCUAAAGGAGCUAAGGCCUUCUGCCGAGCCGCCCGCCGAUUCCUCUGCUGUUUCCCAGCAGCAAGAGCCAGAGAGGAAAAGUUGGAGAAGGAUAACAAAGAUCUGAAGACAAAGAUGAAAGUGAAGGAGGAAGAAAUCUUCUACCUGAUCUCUGGACAGAUGCUGUCUGAAGGAACUAAGGCCAUUGGCCCAGUCAUCCUGGAGAAAACUGGUCUAGCUGCUGAGAACGUUGCUCUGGCUGCCGAGAACGCAGCUCUAGCUCCUCAGAACGUUGCUCUAGCUGCUGAGAAUGCUGCUCUAGCUCCUGAGAACAUUGAUCUAGCUGCUGAAAUCACUGCUCUAACGGCUGAGAAAGCUGCUGUAACUGCUAAAGAUGCUGCUCUUACUGCUGAGUUGCUUGCUCAAGCUCGUGAGAACAUUGCUCUAGCUUCUGAAAUCACUACUCUAACUGCUCAGAAAGUUGCUCUAACUGCUUAUAGUGCUGGUCAAGUUCCUGAGAUCGCUGUUCUAAUUGCUGAGACCACUGCUCUAAUUGCCGAGAAGGCUGCUCUAGUUGGUUAUAACAGCGGACUAAAUGCAAGGAAUGAUAAACUGAAGAGGCAGCAGAAAGCUUUGUGUGCAGCUCUGGCUAAAGACAAUGGUGCGGCCAGAGCUGCUCUGGAAAAACAAAAUAUGACACUGACAAAGAAGAUAAACCCUUCUGCCUUACAGCUGUUACGGGACUCAUUCAUCUUGGCCAACACAGAAAAGACUAUCGAAACAGCAAGAGCCAAAGAGGAAGAUUUGGAGACGAAGCUUGAAGAUCUGAAGAUGACACUGAAAGUGGAUCGGGAAGCCAGAUUCAAACAGAGAGAGGAUCUGAUAAUCCAGAUCAUAGAGACAGAGGAGAAGUUGAUUAUUGAGCAGCAAGAAGGAAAACUGACCAAGCAGAACACUGAGCUUCAGGUACGCUACAUCAGAUCAUUUUAG
Pleuronectes platessa (European plaice) is the source of this 1521-nucleotide messenger RNA. RefSeq names its product M protein, serotype 24-like. The transcript has 2 exons. The coding region runs from base 1 to 1521 and encodes 506 amino acids. The record is from RefSeq and is a predicted model, not a curated record. Lineage: Eukaryota; Metazoa; Chordata; Actinopteri; Pleuronectiformes; Pleuronectidae.